CCAGGUCUGCCAACGACCUUGUCUGCGCGUUCUCUGACGUGUACCCACGUAUAGAGCCGAGAGAAAUUGUGGUGGUUUCAGUCUUACCCCAGACUAUUUUCGGGGCAUGUUCUCAUCUGAGGUCGUGGGGGAUGACGCGGCCGCCCCGCGAUGGCACCAACCAACCGUGCCACCCUUUCCAACAAGCGCCAUGCGUUUUUUUAGUGUCGUGCAUUUGCAACCGGAGUUAAGGAGAUAUCAUUUGUUUUUUUCAAGAGACCCAGCAUAUAAAUCUGGCAACAUAACAGCACCAUGCGCCUGUCCUGGUGGCUUCUGGCCAAUUGGCAGCCAGACUGUACAUAACGUUCAAUCCACAAGACUUCUAGCCAUGACGAGGCAUCGGCCUGAUUGUCGCAAACGUGAGCCUGUGUCGGCCACUUCUGAAUAUCGGCGUGAUUCUAUGCACGUACGCACGCACAGCUGCAUACGUACCACACUUCGUCAGAGCUUAGGAGUGGCUGCCAAAGGGCACCUGGGGCCCUGGCCAGCUUUAGGCUCGGAAGCGCUGAGAUUCUACCCGACGAACGGUGAAAACUAGCCUUCGCCAACCGCUGACGUGCUUAGCGGCCCCUGGGCUCCGCAUGGCAGCAAGCACGUGUUGACUGAACCCCUCCCACCCCAAAACAUGUCCCAUAUCCGUCGUCCCAUACGGGGCCCGCACUAUUAGCGUUGAGCUUAUCUGCGCCUCAUUGUGUGCGAGGGCCUACGCGUAACUUGCUCACGGAAUGGCUUUUUUGAGGGGCAUUCAUUCGAAAGGGAUCAUUGGUAGUAGGGGACGGCUUCGCACACAACGCGGGGGACGCCUAAGUACGUUGGGACGCUGCUCGAGCUUCCGGUGAGGGGGCCGGGGACCAGCUAAGCUAAGCUAUGGUACG
Microdochium trichocladiopsis is the source of this 914-nucleotide messenger RNA. RefSeq lists its product as uncharacterized. The coding region runs from base 107 to 577 and encodes 156 amino acids. The transcript has a single exon. NCBI's taxonomy places the organism in Eukaryota, Fungi, Ascomycota, Sordariomycetes, Xylariales, Microdochiaceae. The record is from RefSeq and is a predicted model, not a curated record.